AUGGAGGACCAGCCAGAGGCCGUGGUCCAGGAGGACGCAUGGAUGUCCGCCCAGGCCCUGGACCGGCUGCUGAAGAUGCCGCUCCCACUACCACGGGUUCGCACGCGGCCCUGGUGGUUUCCUGAGCAGGAUCUGAGAGACCCGUCGGUGUUUUACCUGGAGGCUUGUCUGGCCGACCCCAUCUUUGGCAAAAACGGAGCCAUGAUUCCGGAAAUAGAGUGGAUGAACCAGGUCCUGCUGAUGGUGGAUACGAUGAGCUCCGGGAGCUUAAUGGAAAUCACCGUUUUCGGGCAGCCCCGGGCGCAGAACAGGGUGAAAAGCGUGCUCCUGAACCUGGCAGGAAGGUACCGGGAAAACCGCACCCGAGAUGAGAAGAUGAAACAACUCGAGAAGUUCUUGAAGGCAUAUGGGUCACCCCCUCCGACUCCCAAGUCUCCCCCUCUGACUCCCCAGGCUGCCCAGUCUCCUGAUGCCUGA
This is a messenger RNA of Pipistrellus nathusii (Nathusius's pipistrelle), 477 nucleotides long. The record is from the annotation of a GenBank genome assembly. Lineage: Eukaryota; Metazoa; Chordata; Mammalia; Chiroptera; Vespertilionidae.